AGGCCCCGGGCCCGGCCCGGGCGGCGGCGGCGGCGGCGGCGGCGGCGGCUCUAGCUCGAGGCCUCGGCGGCGCCCGCGCGCCGCGCCGCAGCCAUGGCCCUGGUGACCCUGCAGCGCUCCCCCACGCCCAGCGCCGCCUCCUCCUCGGCCAGCAACAGCGAGCUAGAGGCGGGCAGCGACGAAGAUCGAAAAUUAAACCUCAGCUUAAGUGAGAGCUUUUUCAUGGUGAAAGGAGCAGCCCUCUUCCUACAACAGGGAAGCAGCCCUCAAGGCCAGCGGAGUCUUCAGCACCCCCACAAACAUGCAGGUGACCUGCCCCAGCAUCUUCAAGUGAUGAUCAACCUUCUGCGCUGCGAAGACAGAAUCAAGCUGGCCGUGCGCUUGGAGAGCGCCUGGACGGACCGGGUCCGCUACAUGGUGGUGGUGUACAGCAGCGGGCGCCAGGACACUGAGGAGAACAUCUUGCUGGGAGUCGACUUUUCCAGUAAGGAGAGUACAAGCUGCACCAUCGGGAUGGUUCUCCGACUGUGGAGCGACACGAAAAUCCACCUGGAUGGAGACGGUGGAUUCAGCGUGAGCACAGCAGGAAGGAUGCACAUAUUUAAGCCUGUGUCUGUCCAGGCCAUGUGGUCUGCCCUGCAGGUGCUUCACAAGGCCUGUGAGGUGGCACGAAGGCACAACUACUUCCCCGGGGGCGUGGCUCUCAUCUGGGCCACCUACUAUGAGAGCUGCAUCAGCUCCGAGCAGAGCUGCAUCAACGAGUGGAACGCCAUGCAGGACCUGGAGUCCACGCGGCCUGACUCCCCGGCCCUGUUCGUCGACAAGCCAACCGAAGGGGAAAGGACUGAGCGCCUCAUCAAAGCCAAACUCCGAAGCAUCAUGAUGAGCCAGGAUCUGGAAAACGUGACCUCCAAAGAAAUCCGUAAUGAGUUAGAGAAACAGAUGAACUGUAACUUGAAAGAAUUUAAGGAAUUCAUAGACAACGAGAUGCUACUUAUUCUGGGACAGAUGGACAAACCCUCCCUUAUCUUCGAUCAUCUUUAUCUCGGCUCUGAAUGGAAUGCAUCCAAUCUGGAGGAACUGCAGGGCUCAGGGGUUGACUACAUUUUAAAUGUUACUCGAGAAAUAGAUAAUUUUUUUCCUGGCUUAUUUGCAUAUCAUAACAUCCGCGUCUACGACGAAGAGACGACAGAUCUUCUCGCCCACUGGAAUGAAGCAUAUCAUUUUAUAAACAAAGCCAAGAGGAACCAUUCCAAGUGCCUGGUGCAUUGCAAGAUGGGGGUCAGUCGCUCCGCGUCCACGGUCAUAGCCUAUGCGAUGAAGGAGUUCGGCUGGCCUCUGGAAAAGGCAUAUAACUACGUGAAGCAAAAGCGCAGCAUCACGCGGCCCAACGCGGGCUUCAUGAGACAGCUGUCUGAGUACGAAGGCAUCUUGGACGCGAGCAAACAGCGGCAUAACAAGCUGUGGGGGCAGCAGACGGAGAGCAGCCUCCAGCCGCCCGCAGAUGGCCCUGCAGGACCCUGCGACUUCUCACCAGAGACCUUGGACAGCACCCCGGAGACCCGGCCGCCCUGCCUGGAGGAUGCUGCCCAGCCCGGCUUCCCAGGCCUCAGGGCCCCCGGAGGGCCCGCUCUCCCCUGCUGUUUCCGGCGACUCUCAGACCCCCUCCCGCCUUCCCCUGACGGCGAAAUCUGCAGCUCGGUCCAGCUCGAGGACCUCGAGAGGGACACUCUUUCGGAGGAGGCAGCCCAGCCAGCAGAGGCGCACAAGACAGCCAGACACCCCCAGGAGGGCCCCGGGCUCUGUGAGAAGGACGCCAGGAAGAAACUAGAGUUCGUGAGCCCCGCGGGCCGGAGGGGUUCCUCGCCACAGGCGGAGGACAUGGACAGGGACGAUGGCCCAGGACCAGGGCGGUGGGGGCGGCCUCCAACCCAGCUCAACCGGGAAAACCUAAACAACAACAACAGCAAGAGGAGCUGUCCCGAUGACUUCGAGCAUGACGCUAUAUUUGGGAUCCUUAACAAAGUGAAGCCUUCCUAUAAAUCCUGUGCUGACUGCAUGUACCCUCCAGCCAGCGGGGCCCCAGAGGCCUUCAGGGAGCGAUGUGAGGACCCUGGUGCCCCUGCCAUCUGCACCCAGCCUGCCUUCCUGCCGCACGUCACGUCGUCCCCCAUGGCCCUCACAGCCAGCCGGGCCCGGGCUCUGGAGAAGCCGGCUUCCGGCCCAGCCGAGACUCCCCCACUCCCGCCACCAGCGGGCGCCAGGAGGCCGGACCCCAGUGGCUCUGGGGCUGCAGCUGCCCCAGAGCUCCCAGCUAGCCUUUUGGAACCUUCCAGAGAGACCCCAAAACUCCUGCCAAAGUCCCUCCUUUUGAAGAAUUCUCACUGUGAUAAGAACCCUCCUAGCAUGGAAGUGGCGAAGGAAGAGUCACCACCCAAGAAAGACCCGAAGCCCGCUAAGGACCUGCGGCUGCUGUUCAGUAACGAGGCCGAGAAACCCACGACCCACAGCUACCUGAUGCAGCACCAGGAGUCCAUCAUCCAGCUGCAGAAGGCAGGCUUGGUCCGCAAGCACACCAAAGAGCUGGAGAGACUGAAGCGCGCGCCCGCAGCCCCGGCCUCCGCCUUCAGGGACUGCACGGCCGGCAGGCUGGAGGCCAGCAUCCCCGAGGAGAGCCAGGGGCCGGCCGCAGUCCGGGAGCCAGGGCCCCUGCCUUUCCCCGGCCUAGCGGGGAGCGAUGACAAACCGGAGGCUGCCCCACCCCUUGCCUUGGAGGGAGCCUCGCUGAAGAGUCCCCCUCCCUUCCUCUGCCGCCUGGAUCACACCAGUCACUUCUCCAAAGACUUUCUGAAGACCAUCUGCUACACCCCCACCUCCUCUUCCAUGAGCUCCAACCUGACCCGGAGCUCCAGCAGCGACAGCAUCCACAGCGUCCGUGGGAAGCCGGGGCUGGUGAAGCAGCGCACCCAGGAGAUCGAGACCCGGCUCCGGCUGGCGGGCCUCACCGUCUCGUCCCCGCUGAAGCGCUCGCACUCCCUUGCCAAGCUCGGCAGUCUCAACUUCUCGACCGAAGACCUGUCCAGUGAGGCUGACCCGUCCACCGUGGCCGACUCCCAGGACGCCACGAUGAGCGAGUCUUCCUACCUGCAUGAGCCCCAGGCCACCCCGAGGAACCCACCUGCGACCUCCAAACCGUCAGGGAAAUCCGCCCCAGAAAACUUGAAGAGCCCCCCCUGGGGGAGCAAAAGCUGACCCUGCUGCUGCACCGGGACACGUAUUUUCCGAUGAUUCCUCUCGUCGUUUCACUGUGGAUUUUGGUCAGCCCCUUCCAUGUCGAUUUCCCUUAAGCAAUUGAAGUCAUCCUAACUCUUCCCCCUCUUGCCACAGAGAGGAGGAGAAGAAACAAAAAUAAUUAACUCGCAGCACAAGAAGAAAGGGGAACUCUCGGCGGCGUGGCCUGGGAGAAGCUGAAGCCACAGGCCGGCAGAUGCAAGACUCCGCGCCCAGGUCCUGUGUUUCCAAGAAGAAUCGUGUCUUGAGAGGAACGUGCACGAAUCUGCACCCACGUCCAAGCCGUUCCGUUCGCAGCCUGCAGAAGAAAAGUCGUGGCCAUGGUGGCAUCGCCGCGGCAGACGUUCUAGCUCAUUCGUGGCCCUCUCAGAAAACUCCUGGAUGGCGACAUAAGUCCUACCUCUCCGUUCUUGCUGUGCUUUUUAUUAUUUUUAAAAUACAAGGAUGACCAAGGCUCAUUCCAGGGAAUAAUGCUGUGUUAGAAAGGGUUUUUCAAAAAAAAAAAAAAAUAGAGAGAACUUUCUUGUGUUCUGUGUUUGGGUUGGGACCCCAGAUGUGUCAAGACUUUUAACUCGAUGGCACCGGAUACGGCUCGGUGGAGUCACUGGAUGGAGCUGUCCUGUGCCGUGGUGGAGCUUGCUCUGUCCUCGCGCUGCCGUUACCGCUGAGUGACGUGUGCUUGACCAGCACGGGGCUCAGGUGGGAAAAAUGGGAGGAGUGUGGUGGUCUCAGCUGUUGCUAAUGCUGCAGUUGAAAGCGCCCCUAGUUGAGGGGAAGGGCCCACCACGCGUCGGGAGCCCCACCUGCUGCCAGACCGCGCGCACGUGGUUGCCUUUAGGUUUUGAAAGCGCUCGAGUGUCGGGCAGGAGCGGUGGUUCUGAGACGUGGCUUGUCCUGCUGGGAGCCGGACGCUCCGGGGCUCGUUUGGCCCCAUCUGUUCCUAUUUGGGGAGAGCACGGAGAUUGCAGCAGUUCCCUCUCCAGGAGUAACUCAGCAGCAGCUUCUCUGAGAGGAGUGGGGCUGUUGCAGAGCUUCACAGGCGUUUACAGUGGCCCUUGCUGUGGUGGGAAUACUGCUUCCUGUUUCUUCCCAGCAGCGAUGACAAUGACCAGGGAUCUGUGGUCUGGCCUCACCUCUGUGGGUGGCCCCUUUCAGAACCAGGUGAGCUCGGCCUGGGGCUCUGGGCUUGAAUCAGAGGACUUAUCUGGUGUCAGCGGGCAAGACAGAAUGUUAAAGCAUCUUGAAGAGAGAGCAGCAGCUCGGUAGAAAGACAGGAAGGUUGAAUUCGGGGAUCAGCAAUCUGUCGUGUAUGGCCCCCUGAGCUAAGAAUGGUUUUUGCAUUUUUACAGGGUUGUUAAAAAAAAUGAAAUAAUAUGCGACAGAAACCACACGGCCCACAAAGCCUAUAAGCUAAUUUACUGUCAGGUCCUUUAUAGAGAAAGUUUGCUGCCCCCUGGUUUUAUUUGACAACACAGGGCUGCCUUUGGCCCUGCAGAAGAAACAGCAAAUUUGAAGACCUCCUGGACCCCGACCCUUCCCUCCUCCGACUCCAGGCCUGGCCAGCCCACCCCAGCUUGCCUCUCUUGUGCAGGAUGGAGUGGUUGUUUAUUGGGGGCCAGCGGGGAACACUGUUUGUUGGAGCUCUUCUGCAAUUCCAUCUUGCCCUCCGCUGGGUCUGCUGGAUUAGCUCAGUGAAACCAGAAAGCCUUCAAGGCCAGCCAAAUUCUGGAAGUGGGCGAGUGAGUUGCUACCUUACAUUGGUCGGAACCGGGUUCCCAAAAGCAGGCCAUUCUGGAAAGCACCCCGGGCAGGGUCUUCAGGAGCAAGGCAAGUUCGUGUUUCAACCAGGGGGUAGAGCUUUUGCAAAAACCCUUUCUCCUGGGACUGUUUUUCCCUGGUAUGGUUCUUCUUCUUCUUCUUCUUUUUUUAAAUUUUAAACCUUCUUUAAUUUACUUUCUAGGAAUUUGUUUCCCACUAGUGUCAAUUGAAAGCACCUUAAAAGGUGAUUAUCCACUUAUUCCUGAAACCCCUGUGGGUUUUCCCCCAUCUCAGCCAACGAGAGCACGGUCUCAAAAAAAAAUACCAAGUUCAGUAUGUUUUGCCAAAUUAAAUUUUAUGGGACAAAUCAGUUGUGUCAAAAUAAUCCCUUAAAUGUGGUGAUGACAGGCUUAUGUUGGUUUUUUUCACCAUGUCUGUGUAUGAGAGUGAUAUAUUUUUGAAGACUUUAAUUUCGAAAGCCAUAAUUUUUCUUGUCCAGUGAAAGAGUCAGGGUAGGGGGAAGAUUUCAAAUACAAGUGGGUUGUUUUGGCUCUUGGCAAACUUAUCCAUGCAUUUUUCGGGAGGACAGUAGUAUAUCGACAUCUAAACAGACACCAGGGCGUUUGUCCCCAUCAUCAGAGCAAAAUGAAGCAUUCUUGAUUUGGUGGUUAAUACUCUGGCCUGGAUAAAAAGGUCAAAGAUUUUUCCUGGAGUCUCAAAUAAGCUGCAUGUAAACCAUACGGCAAAUUCCUAUUUGAAAUAUUAUACGAACAAGACAAGAGCGGUCUGCCAGGCUUGGGGGCACCUUGGCAAAGACAAGUUCAUGCUGGUCUCAGAAAAGAAAGUUUGCCCCGUAAGAUAUCCCACGGCUUGGCCGACGCUUUGUGUGUCAUCUUAGCCGAUGGAGAAAAUUCCAGAUGUAAGUGGCACAAGAAAGAGGCAGGCAGAGGUUUGUGCCAUGCAGGUCAUUGAUUUUUUUUCUUUUCUUUUUUUUUUUUUUUGUGAUUGUCAUUUUCAUCAAAUGCCCUUGUUGAUUUGGGAAAAAAGGAAAAUUUUCUAAAUCAGCUUGAUACCCUGAGUAUUCCACUGCAUUUCAUCUUCCCCCUCACCUUAAUGGCUGUGGCAUGCCAAAAGUUAGACUGAACUUUUCUACAUCUUCACCUUCUGCUAACAGGAAGGUCUUCUCUUCGAGUUUUUAAGCGUAAGGGGGUCACAGAGAGGAAGAACCAGGCUGCCUUCUGAUCAUAAUUGGGCAGUUGCCGGUUUCCAUUGCUUUGUCUUGUAGCUACUUCAGGGCCUUCCGGCGAUGUCCUGGCUACAUGAACACGGUUUCUUUCUCUCCCUGUCCACCUCCUUGCUGUCAAGGCAGGGACCCCUGCCAACCUCCAGGCUGUUGAAUAGCUCACUGCGGGGUGGCAAGCCCUUCUCUGUGGCACCCUGUUGCUCGAGCAUGCAGAUCACUCACCAGGUGCACACAGAUAGCCACACUCACUGUCCAAGUCCCAUUCUGCUCCCUUCUGCUGAAGAGCAUUCCAGUCGGUUCUACAGCCCUUGCCCCUGGUCUAAGGCCAGAGGAUGCAGCAGGAUGGAGCUGAGGUUGAGCAGAAUAGACCUUCAGGACAACCCUGUAUUUCUGCACUCGUGCCUCAGGGCCAGCCCAUCCUGGAAGGUUCAUGCAUCCUGCUCCUCCCCUGGGGACCAUGUCUCCCUCCUGGGAACAAAUGCUGCAUCAUUUAGUCAAGAGAUCAUAUUAAGUAACCUUGCCUGAGGCAUCUGAAGAGGGAGCUGGAAAUUCUUGGUGCCAGAAUACAUUGCAUCCAACCCUGCUCGGUGGCUGGCCACUUAGCAGGGCGCCCCCCAAACACACCACCUAGUGAGGGCACCCACUUCACCUCUGGCAAGAGAGCUAGGUAGAUCAGAAACCUGGUGACAUCUGGACAGCACGGUGCAGGUUCACUUGUCCUGGUCCCACCUCCCAGGUUCCUGCUGAGGUUACAGGUCAAAUGAAGGCCCUUGACUUUACCCCCAUACCCAGCCACUUGUUUUGUUAGUGCUCGUUCUGCAAUCGACUACUUAUGUGUGUGACUUCACUCCGCCUAUAUAUGUUUGAGUAUGUAGAAUUUGAGUCAGAUGACCACGUGCAUCAUUUCUGUCUCAUCCACAUGCACGCCGUGUCACCCGAGCUCCACAGCGAAUCCUGUGACCGAUCUGGAGAGACUGCCUCGUUCUUGUUGUGCAGUAGGUGCUGCGGCCCUGGCUUCUGUCACUCUCUGCAACAGGCAUCUCGAGAACCAGAUCACCAGUUGGUCCUCUGCUGUCCUUUCUGUCGGCCUUGCUGCAUGAGAAGAUAGUAGCUGCUUCCUCCCUCCUUUCAUACACUGUAAUUAUUGUUUUACAAUCGAGUGCCUUAAUAAUAGUUACAAAUACUGUGUAUUUAUGCGAAAGGUUAAAAGUCUCAUGGUUUGUGGUUGGACACUGUGUCUUGUUGGUAGUGGUUGGCAUUAGGACUUUAGCUUGUCCUAUCCCGUAUCUGUGUUUAUUCUGCUAUGCAGUUUUACAUUGUGUGUUCACAGCUGUUCCAAGGAGCCUUGCUAGAAACAGCACUGGGAAGUGUUGCAGCUCUUUUAGAAUCUGUCUAGCAGGUUUUCUGGUCCACACCAGAAGACUCCCACAUGCAAAAAAAAAAAAAGAAAGAAAGAAAGAGCGAACACUGGUAGUUCCUGCAGGCAAGGCAGGCGUUGGCGCUGUAUCCCAUAGGAGCCGAUGAAAAACGUGAUUUGGUUUAUUGGCCAGCUGGGGGGUGGCACAGGCCGGGUGACCUCUGAACCAGAGCCCCGCAUCUUACCCAUUGCCCCAGUUGCACCAUUGUACUCUUAUUUAAUAGAGAUUUUAUUGCCACCUAGGCCACCCUAUUUUUCCUCUCCGUUAACGUCUUGAGCUCUUUUGCAACAAAAUAUAGGUACAGACCAAACCUCUUUCCUGCCCCCAAAACCAGGAGCUCCGCGAGACGAGUUGUUCUUUGGUUUCUCAGAAGCUGCCAGUGGGUUCCCGUGUGUUGCAUUAUGAUAUCAAUGAUUUUUUUAUUAUAUUGUUUUUCUUCUUGUUUUUUUAUAUUAUCUAUUUAAAAGGCAGUAUCUUUUGUACUGUGAAUUUGCAGUAGAAGAUGCAUAAUGCACUUUUUUGUUUUUUACUUCUGUUGGUGUGUAUUGUAUAUAGUGUGUGUGCUUCUUGUGAUGGAAAUAAACUUUUUCUUUAUAAA
Lemur catta (Ring-tailed lemur) is the source of this 8308-nucleotide messenger RNA. It is a transcript of the gene SSH1, whose product is annotated as slingshot protein phosphatase 1. Gene Ontology annotation, molecular function: actin binding; protein tyrosine/serine/threonine phosphatase activity. Gene Ontology annotation, cellular component: cytoplasm. The transcript has 15 exons. Bases 94 to 3252 code for a protein of 1052 amino acids. Lineage: Eukaryota; Metazoa; Chordata; Mammalia; Primates; Lemuridae. Gene Ontology annotation, biological process: actin cytoskeleton organization; negative regulation of actin filament polymerization; protein dephosphorylation. The record is from RefSeq and is a predicted model, not a curated record.